GAAAUGGCAAAAAAUGUUAGUAUCAUUGACACCUGGAUUCGCAAUGAAAUAAUUCAAAACAUUAAUUAUUUUUCAAGGUCUACCAACUCAGUAUGGUCUCUACAGCGGUAUAAUGGGUGGAAUGACUUAUUUCGUGUUUGGCGGAUGCAAAGAUAUCAACAUGGGACCCACCGCAAUUAUAGCCUUAUUCAUACAGAAAAGCGUCACUACAAUGGGACCAGCUGGCUCUGUUUUGAUCUGUUUUAUUUCUGGACUUUUCAUAUUUCUCGCUGGAGUAUUGCAUCUAGGGUUUUUGGUUGAAUUUUUCUCUGUUCCUGUCAUAUCUGGUUUUACAACGGCCGCUGCUCUAAGCAUAGCGUGUUCUCAGCUGAAGCCUUUGUUUGGUUUGAAAGGUUCGGCUGGUAGUUUUUUGAAAGCUUGGGAGGAGCUCUUUGAACAUAUUGGACAAAUUAGAAAAUGGGACGCUGUACUUGGUUUUGUGUCGAUGGCAUUACUUUUUGGUUUCAGAGAAAUCAAAGUGUUUGGCUCACUAAAACACAAACCGGAAUGGUCCAGAAAAAGAAACAUGAUAGGAAAAUGUAUUUUCUUCAUUUCCCUGGCUGGUAACGCUAUGGCGGUCAUCGGUGGUACUUCAAUCGCCUAUGUGGCUGAUAAGUCUUAUAACGCCACACCUUUUUUACUCACAGGAAGUGUGGCUAGAGGAUUACCAAACUUCACCCUACCACCUUUUUCAACGACAUGGAACGGGACAUAUUUCAGUUUCCAAGACAUGUUAUCCCAAUAUGGGACGCUCAUAGUUUUUUGUCCGAUGGUUGCCUUUUUGGAACACAUUGCCAUUGUGAAAGCUUUUACUAAAGGAAAAACUAUAGACGCUACCCAAGAACUAUUAGCCCUUGGCAUAGGAAAUAUGGCAGGUUCUUUGGUACAAUCGAUGCCGGUGACUGGUUCUUUUACAAGAACCGCUGUGAAUAAUGCUUCAGGUGUUAAAACGACUGCAGGAGGUUUAUUUACAUGUUGUAUGCUUGUGAUAAGUUUGGUACUUUUAACAGGAGUAUUUAAAUAUAUUCCUAAGGCUACUUUAGCAGCUGUAAUAAUGGUUUCCAUGUAUUAUUUGUGCGAGUUUCAUGCAGUGUUGGUUAUGUGGAAGACAAAAAAACUGGAUCUUAUUCCAUACUUUGCAACACUAGUUUGCUCUCUACUCAUUAGUCUUGAAUACGGUAUAAUUAUUGGUAUAGGUGUAAAUGUGUUAUUUAUUUUGUAUGAUAAUGCCAGGCCUAAGUUGUACUUUGAAAGGACAAUAGUGGGGGAUCACACAGUUUAUAUUAUAAGGCCUAAAGGAGGAUUGCAUUUUACUUCUGCCGAGUACUUGAGGGAACAAGUAUUAAGCAGAUGUCAGCAGGAGAGGAGCAUUGUAGUGAUUGAUGGGGAGUUUGUGAGGAAUAUCGAUGGAACAAUUGCAAUUGGUUUUGGAAAUUUAUUGGACGAGUUACAAUUGAGAAAUCAAAGCAUUGUAUUCUGGAACUUUAAUAAGGCUGUAAUCGAUGUUUGCACGGGUGAUAAUAGAAAAAUGGCAGAGUAUUUUAUGAGUGGGAGUUUAGAAAAGGCUGUAAAAGGAUCUGCAUCAAGACGCCUUUCAGCCACAUCAUUGUCAAUCGUUGGUGACUCCUGACAUACUUAAUCAAAGAUUUUAUUUCUCUCAAACUAGACUAAGUAACAAUAAGUAUUAUUGUAGAGCAAGAAAAAAAUAAUAAUAUUUUUAUAUUAAAAUAAAAUAGUUUGCACAUAAAAAUUCUAGGAGAUUAUUUCUUUACAUGUCACCAAAGGCGGAAUGAGACAUUCGCAUUGCAAAUUCCUAUCGGCACCAUAUUUAUUAACUCUUCUAUUAAAUCCUUCACCCUGCUUCAAUUUCCUGUCCCCAUAAGCGCAUUCAAAACCCACCUUUGCUUGUCCUGUACUAGUACUAUUCACAACUUUUAUAUCGUCAUCAGCUUUGGGACAAACAAAAUCAUCAGGACAACAAAUAACUUUACCAGGUUGCGUUUCAAAAUAAGCGGGAGCACAAUUUUUCAAUAUUUCUUCAAGAUAAUGAAUUUGCGUGUUGCAGUUAUGCUUUAUGCAAGUUUUCUCGUUUAUUGCUCCGGUAAAUUCUUCGUGACAAACGCAAUUCAGGCAAGUAUUAUUCGGAUAAAAUCUUUGACCAAUUUUGUAUGUGCCACCUUCAAAUUCGCAUGUCUUAGUAGAAUUGCAAACUUGUCCAGUGGAACAACAUUUGCCCAAUGUAUAACCGUGGUGGCAAUUUUGAUGUAUUUCGAAAGGUGCUCCGAAAAAUUCUGGACAAUCUAGAACUGCGCAUGUGAAUUUAUUCAAUUCGGUACAGGUGCAGCCAAUGCUGCAAGCAGAAUAUGUCAGAUUUGAAUCAAUCCCUUCUCCUAUUUGAUAGGUUUUUCCUUUAAAAGUACAUCCGCUUUUAGUUUGAGAAAACUUACAGUCAUACCUGAAACAUGUUAUGGUUUGUUUUGUUACAUUACAAAUUCAAUUGAUUACCUGUUGGGGCAAGUUGCUUCAUCACUUCUUAUUGGUUUGCAAUCAAUAUCUUCAUAAAAUAGAACUGCAUUGUUGUCGCAGUUAUCAGUAGCUAAGCAUACUUUUAUUAUUAAUAUUAGGAAAAUGCUGCUAAAACUCAACAUCUUAACUAUCAAAAUAUUAAGCACUUUGUUUAGUUUUAUAAGGAAAAUCUUCCUAACAACAACACAGUUGUUUGUUUGCCAGUCUGUCUUCGUCUGGAAUAAACAUGAUCCCAUUAUCAAGUUUAUCAACGGAUGACCUAUCAACUAUUAGAAAGGUGAAAAUAAUAUUUUGAAUUAAAAGCAGUUUUUUUGAAGUUCAUUGUCUCAUAACUGUUGAUUUUGUUGCCCGAAUACCAUUGUUAACACUUGUAGAUUUUAUCUAGAAAUCCACCACACCCAAUAACUGGUUUGUAAACCCAAAAUUUUAGUAGGUUAAAAGAAAUAAAUUCAAAAUGGUUUAGGAGAAUAGAUUCCAAACAUAUAUUUCAUAUAAUAUUACAAUAAAAUUACAAACAUAAUCUUAAAUCUCUCUACAAGUAACCAAAGGUGGUAAUUCACAUUCGCACUUCAUCUUUCUAUCCUUUCCAAAUUUGUUGAUUUCCCUCUCGAAUCCUUCUCCAAGCUUCAGUUUUUGCUGGCCAUAUUGGCAUUCCAAACUAGAAUCCUGAUGAGCUUCCCUGUUAAUUAUUUUGAUACUGUCCAGAGUAUCGGGACAAAUAAACGAAUUCGGACAACACAAAGCUUCGUCCGAAUGAAAAUUGAAAUAGGCCGGAGCACAUUUUUUAUUUAUUUCUUCUGUAAAGUGUAUUUGCGAAUUGCAAUUUUGCUUCACGCAAUUUUCUUCAUUGUAUUCGCCUUUGAAAUUUUCGUUACACACACAGCUGUAGCAAGUAUUUUUCGGAUAAAAUUGCUGUCCUAUUUCAUAAGUUUCACCAUCAACUUGACAAUUAUUUUUAAUAGUUGUAGCAUUAUUACAAAUUUCACCUACAGCACAACACUUUUCCAAUUCAUAUUCGUUGUAACAAUUUUCGUUAGUGGCACCCAAAUUUUCCGGACAGUCCAAUGCGGCGCAUCGAAUAAAAUUGAAAUCCUCACAAGUACAUCCAAUCAUGCAGCCUGAAUACGUUAAGUUUGCUGGUAUGUCUUCGGAAGGUCCGAAAUUUCUUCCUUUAAAAGUACAUCCGCUUUUCGGUCUCGAAAAAUCACAAUCAAACUUACUAGGGCAAUUGCCUUCUUUGCUUUUCACUGGCUGACACUGAAUUUCUUCGUAGAGUAACACACCGUAACUAUCACAGUUUUCACCGUUGCUAUAAGUAAGCGACAGCACAAUUAUUGUUAAGAAAAAUGUUGUCUUCAUCAUGAUGGUUCAAUUGGCUAUGGUUUAAAGAAAAAAUCGUUCGGCUGGUUUUAUUUAUGAAAGCAUCAUG
Ceutorhynchus assimilis (cabbage seed weevil) is the source of this 3994-nucleotide messenger RNA. NCBI's taxonomy places the organism in Eukaryota, Metazoa, Arthropoda, Insecta, Coleoptera, Curculionidae. The record is from the annotation of a GenBank genome assembly.